UUGGAACACGCACUUUAAGCAGUUUGUUUGAAUCAUAAAUUGAAGAAGUAUAAAUUGAAGAAUUAAAAUCAUAAUGAUUUUUAGCUUUAAAAUGGUUAAAAAAAUAACAUUUCUUUUAAUCAGUGUAUGUCAUUUGUGUUCAGCACAUUUUGACACAUCGCUUUUUAAUGGAUUAACCGAAAUAGAGAACGUUGACAUCUCGCAUACGUUUCACCACCAUAGAAAACGAUCGCUACAAAUCAAAGUUGCUCCUGCAUUUAUACGGACAACACUUACAGGUCCUGAUUUAGAUGUACAGCUGCGGUUCGUGAGGAAAGAAACUCAUAUUUUACAAGAGUCAUCGGCUCCAAAUCGAUGUACAUGUAUGUAUGAAGACGCCAGUAACUUUGCCCAUGCUCUGGUCGACAUAUGCAAAGGACAAGGGACUCUCUUGAUGGCAGAACUGUACCGUCAAGAUGAAUUGUUCAUUAUUCUGCCCGGAACCCAGGACGCAAACUCACACAGUCUGUUUAGGGUGUCUGAAAACUCUACAUAUACAGGGGAAGAUUAUACUUCGGAUAAAUCAAGACCAUCAAACAUUAGUGAAAGGCAAAAACGGGGGACAACAGCUCAGGCGUAUAUUGCCGAACUUUGUUUUGUGGUUGACUACAAGCUGUACCAGUUUUGGUACGAUAAGACGUCUGCCACACUGUCCGCAACCAACAGGGAUCAGAUGGCACUCACGAUGAUCGAGAACUUCUAUGCUUUCAAAGGGAACGGGAUUGAUCUACGGUUCAGAGGGCUGAGCAUGUACAACAUGGAUAUAGCAGCACGGCUGACAGGAAUCUAUGUGAUUAAGAUUUCCGCAGAAGCAUCAACUUUUAUCACUCAAGUCGACUAUACGUCAUCGUCACGUGGUCAGGUUGCUGCGGAUACGUUACUUUCCGCAUUUGACACUUAUGUCACCAACAAGAGGGCAGCCGACAGCUCAUUUCCGAACGCCGAUCAUUAUAUGCUUCUUACUGGUCACGACCUAUCUUUGUCUGGACAACUUGGAGCCGCUGGAUAUGCGGAGGCUAAUUCCAUUUGCGGUACAAAUGCAGUUUCCGUCUCCCUCGUAGAAGAAACCUUCAACUUCCUAUCAGUGGUCACUAUGGCACACGAGCUGGCACACACUAUUGGUGGACGUCAUGAUGACGUCAUUAGCGAAUGUAAUAACGACGGCGGGUACAUCCUCUCUGCCUCCAACUCCGUAAGGACGGGAUCACGAGCUAGGCAUCCGUGGAUAUUUUCACAGUGUUCCGCCACCGACAUGCAGACAUUCAUUGCGAAUUUGGACAACACAUGCCUUACGACAUCUGCUAGCGGAAGUGACCUCACCAUAAGCGGAAGGACGGCUCCAGGGCAAACAUAUUUACCAGAUAAACAAUGCGAGUACAUCAUAGGGUCAGGAUCGGUGUUUUCUAGGUCUUCUCACAUUGGAGCUUUUGACAAGAUAUGCACUGGGAUGUUUUGUACAAAAGGUGAUCCUCUGUCAGUAACGCUUGUUGUUCCAGCUGACGGUACAUCGUGUGGCAACAGGAAGUGGUGUUGGAAUGGUGAAUGUAUAGAGUCCAAUAGUGCACCCGUAAAGGAUGAAACUUGCUUGUACGGCGACCAGCCUGGUGAUUUUCUAGCCGGAACCACGUGUCAAGCGAGAGUCAGCAGUUACCAUGGUUACUGCUACACAUCGGAAACACGUGAACCGUGUUGUUCAUCGUGCGCAGCCGUACACUCAGGAAUAUCCGGAUGUGAAUACGGCGACCGCAAUGAUUGUAGCCAGAUACAUAAAUGGCAAUGUUAUACACAGACCAUUGCUGACACCUCCUGCUGUCAGACAUGCCUAAACUACAAGGGAACAAUACCAGGGUGUGAAUAUGGAAACAACGUGACCGGCUGCACCACUGCCGCGUGUGCCAGUGCACCCCAGCAGUGUUGCGAGACUUGCUACACUGGCGUACAACCCCAGCAAACCACCACCAGACUUGCAGAUGCGACAACGACGGCUCCGUCAGCGACUGGAAGACCGACCCAGGGACCAACGGUCCAGCCGACUGCGCGACCGACAUCAAUGUCGACCGAGAGUGGGCAAUCUGGAGAUAGUUUACCAAAGUGGGUGCUUCCGGCCGCCGCAGGUGGGGGAGGGGCGUUACUGUUGAUUAUCUUGGCAGUGUUGUUGUGUUGGUGCUGUAGAAGUAAACCUCAGAGGCGCCCAGCAUCACGCGAAACGUACCGUAGAAGGAAGAGUAGUGGUGCUGGUUACGGGUACAGAAAGCCAUCAUAUCCGGACAAUGCGAAUGGAUCAGGAAACCGAUAUGGUAACGGAGCCCGCCAUGGUAGAGGAGCUUACAACAACGGUUAUAGAUACUAGGACCAGCUGUAUUCAACUCUUCCUCAAUCUAUUUACCCUAUUGUUCUGUAAAUUUGUAUUAUUGCACAAAUAUUAUAGUGUUAUGAUAAUAUGAGAUUGAUUUUGUUUUUGUAUGAUGUAUUAUAAACACUUAUUCGGACAAUCCAAUAUUCGUUCAAAAGUAUUGAAAACAUGUUUUGUUCAGUAUUUUGACUAUUAUUCAAACAUUUAAUUUGUAUUAUCGCUCAUGUUAUUAUCAUGGAUACACUGUUAUUUUAAAGACAAUCCAACAAUUAUCGAUGUUUGUUUCAUUAAUUUGCUGAUGGGUUUCUAUGUAAUUAAUGGUUUGAAAGUUUAUGAGUGCGUGUUUUUAUACAAUUCUGUUCAUGUGGAGAUACGAAACCAUAUGAAACAAUAUAUUCUCUUCUUGUGUUUA
Molecule: messenger RNA, 2804 nt
Organism: Mya arenaria
Lineage: Eukaryota; Metazoa; Mollusca; Bivalvia; Myida; Myidae
Product: zinc metalloproteinase-disintegrin-like acurhagin
Exons: 20
Coding region: 74-2389 (771 amino acids)
Biological process (GO): proteolysis
Molecular function (GO): metalloendopeptidase activity
Source: RefSeq, a predicted model, not a curated record